CGCGGCUGCUGCAGGAGGCGGCGCUGGCUGGCGGCUGCGCUCGCUCCAGUCGGCGAGCGGAGCAGCGAGCGAGCGUGUGUGUGUUUUUUAAAGAUGGCCGGAGCGGCGGCGGCGGUGGCCGCGGGAGCAGCAGCUGGAGCCGCCGCGGCAGCCGUGUCGGUGGCGGCUCUGGGCCGGGCCUCGGCGCCUCCGCCGCCCCCGCCCGUGUACUGUGUGUGCCGGCAGCCGUACGACGUGAACCGCUUCAUGAUCGAGUGCGAUAUCUGCAAGGACUGGUUCCACGGCAGCUGUGUUGGAGUAGAAGAACAUCAUGCUGUUGACAUUGACCUGUAUCACUGUCCCAACUGUGCAGUUUUACACGGUUCCUCCUUGAUGAAAAAGAGGAGGAACUGGCACAGGCAUGACUACACAGAAAUUGAUGAUGGUUCCAAACCAGUGCAAGCUGGAACUAGAACUUUCAUUAAGGAAUUACGCUCUCGAGUCUUCCCAAGUGCCGAUGAAAUAAUUGUAAAGAUGCAUGGCAGCCAGCUGACACAAAGAUAUCUGGAGAAACAUGGAUUUGAUGUCCCUAUUAUGGUCCCUAAAUUAGAUGAUCUAGGACUCAGGCUCCCUCCACCUACAUUUUCUGUGAUGGAUGUGGAACGUUAUGUAGGUGGUGACAAAGUGAUAGAUGUCAUUGAUGUGGCGAGACAGGCAGACAGCAAGAUGACACUUCACAAUUAUGUUAAAUACUUCAUGAAUCCUAACAGACCAAAAGUGUUAAAUGUGAUCAGCCUUGAAUUUUCAGAUACAAAGAUGUCUGAAUUGGUGGAGGUCCCUGAUAUAGCCAAAAAACUUUCCUGGGUAGAAAAUUAUUGGCCAGAUGAUUCAGUCUUUCCCAAGCCGUUUGUUCAGAAAUAUUGCUUAAUGGGAGUUCAAGACAGCUAUACAGAUUUCCACAUUGACUUCGGUGGAACUUCAGUCUGGUACCAUGUCCUCUGGGGUGAGAAGAUUUUUUAUUUAAUAAAGCCAGCAGAUGAAAAUUUGGCACGUUAUGAAUCUUGGAGUUCAUCUGUGACCCAGAGUGAGGUGUUCUUUGGAGAUAAGGUGGAUAAAUGCUACAAAUGUGUCGUAAAGCAGGGACAUACCUUAUUUGUUCCUACAGGGUGGAUCCAUGCUGUGCUCACUUCUCAGGACUGUAUGGCUUUUGGGGGGAACUUCCUACACAACCUUAACAUUGGCAUGCAGCUCAGGUGUUACGAGAUGGAGAAAAGGCUAAAAACACCAGAUCUUUUCAAAUUCCCUUUCUUUGAAGCCAUAUGUUGGUUCGUAGCCAAAAACUUGCUGGAAACCCUGAAAGAACUGAGAGAAGAUGGUUUCCAGCCUCAAGCUUACCUAGUACAGGGAGUGAAAGCACUGCAUACUGCUUUAAAAUUAUGGAUGAAAAAAGAACUUGUAUCUGAACAUGCCUUUGAAAUUCCAGACAAUGUUAGACCUGGACACCUUAUUAAAGAACUUUCUAAAGUAAUUCGAGCAAUAGAGGAGGAAAACGGCAAACCAGUUAAAUCUCAGGGAAUUCCUACUGUGUGUCCAGUUUCACGAUCCUCAAAUGAAGCAACUUCCCCAUACCAUUCCCGAAGAAAGAUGAGGAAACUUCGAGAUCAUAAUGUCCGAACUCCUUCUAACCUAGACAUCCUAGAGCUCCACACAAGGGAGGUCCUCAAAAGAUUAGAGAUGUGUCCAUGGGAAGAGGACAUCUUGAGCUCUAAACUGAAUGGAAAAUUCAACAAACAUCUCCAACCAUCUUCCACGGUACCUGAAUGGAGAGCGAAAGAUAAUGAUCUACGAUUACUGCUGACAAAUGGAAGAAUAAUUAAAGAUGAAAGACAGCCCUUUGCAGAUCAGAGUCUUUAUACAGCAGAUAGUGAAAAUGAAGAGGAUAAAAGAAGGACAAAAAAGGCAAAAAUGAAGAUAGAAGAGCGUUCAAGAAUAGAGGGAGUAGAAAAUGAAGAAUCUCAAAAACCACUGAACAGGUUUUUUACACGUGUGAAAUCAGAACUCAGGAGUAGAUCAUCCGGAUAUUCUGAUAUUUCUGAGUCAGAAGACUCUGGACCCGAGUGCACUGCACUGAAAAAUAACUUUACCACUGAAGAGUCUGAAAGUUCAGGUGAUGAAAAGAAACAAGAAAUAACAUCCAACUUUAAGGAGGAAUCUAAUGUGAUGAGGAACUUCCUUCAAAAGAGCCAGAAGCCAUCUAGAAGUGAAAUUCCAAUUAAAAGGGAAUGUCCUACCUCGACGAGCACAGAGGAAGAAGCUAUUCAGGGCAUGCUGUCUAUGGCAGGGUUGCACUAUUCCACUUGUUUACAAAGGCAGAUACAAAGCACAGACUGCAGUGGUGAAAGAAACUCUCUCCAGGAUCCCAGCAGCUGCCAUAGCAGUAACCCUGAGGUUAGGCAGUUGUAUCGCUAUCAUAAACCAGUGGAAUGUGGAUACCAUGUCAAGACUGAAGAUCCAGACUUGAGGACUUCCUCCUGGAUUAAACAGUUUGAUACUUCCAGAUUUAAUCCUCAGGAUCUAAGUAGAAGCCAGAAAUGCAUCAAAAAGGAAGGUUCAUCAGAAAUUAGUCAGAGGGUACAAAGUAGGAAUUAUGUGGACAGCAGCGGCUCAAGCCUUCAGAAUGGAAAGUAUAUGCAGAAUUCAAACCUGACUUCGGGAACAUGCCAGCUAAGUAAUGGCAGUCUAAGCCCAGAAAGGCCAGUUAGUGAAACUUCCUUCUCCGUGCCCCUUCACCCCACCAAGAGACCGGCAUCAAAUCCACCACCUAUCAGCAACCAAGCAACAAAAGGUAAACGUCCAAAAAAAGGAAUGGCAACAGCCAAACAACGUCUUGGGAAGAUCCUUAAGUUGAACAGAAAUGGCCAUGCACGUUUCUUUGUGUGACAGAGCUGCCGUUGCAGCCAUUCUUCCCUUUGGAGACCAGUCUAGGGGUGCAGGAGCCUGGAGCUUCCGCUGUCCCCUUGCCUGGAGCAGUUUGUGUGUAUAGUAAGAACACUGCCCGAAGAACAGAAUGAACCCGAUGCUGCAUUUUCACUGUGCCACACCCACUCAGCAAUAACCAUUUUGGACCUGGUGGGGGAGAGGAGGAAGGAGGGUAGAACCUUAAAAAGAGACCUCGAACUGGAAAGGGUCUCUUGUCAGGGCUUGAAUUUUAUUUUGUUGUUGGUAGUGUCUUGAUGUAUUUUCAGUGGUAGGGUAAAGAAUUAUCAAUAAUUUAUUUAACAGAUUUUUUUUUAAAGUUAACAGCUUUUAAAUUCUUUUUUUAAAGCUAUUUAUUUGGAAGAUUUCUGGAGAAAUAUCUCACUAAUUUAGAUGUAAGAAUGUGAAGGUUUUUAAAUUAUUUUUGAUAGUGUGUGUGUUACAUGUGGGGAAGAGCCACGGUAACAGUAACUAGUCUGGACUCUUAAAUUUGAUAUUCAGGUUAAAGUCUUAAACAGGGAUUUGAUGCAUUAAUUAUUUUAAAUUAAGAUGUAUAUGAAAAUCAUUUUAUUUUAUAUAUUUCAUGUGUUUUUUAUAAGCUAUUAGCUUCGCUUUUGCUAACAUCCAAGGUGCAUACUGUUAUCCAGGUUGAUUACCUUAUAUCCCACCUUCCCUCUGCACUCCCUAUCAUUUUGUGAUGACCCAGUGAGACUCUUCUCUUUGCAGGGAAAUACUUUCUUAGCCAAUGUGUAAGAACUCCAUAAAAGAUCCCUCAUUUCUCAUUUCGUUUGACAUUGUGAUUUUCUUCUCAAUAUUAAAAAAAAUAGGCUUUUGCAUUUUCAUUUCUGCUGAUGAUAUCUGGGUCCCAAAGAGAACAGCUUUAAUAUCUUUUUCCUACUUGUGGGAAAAGUAUUAUAAGUUUGGUUAAAUUGUCAUGUUUAUAGUUUUUCCAAAUACAUUUGUAACUACAACAGGCCUUCUCCGUACUGCUGGUGUUGGACAACAGGACUGACACCUGCUGCGGAGGUUAUAUCUUAUGAUGCUUUUAUUCUCCAUACCUGAUUUGUUGGAAAAUGUUAUUUGACUUAGGAUAUUCAAAUCUGCAUAAUAAGCCGUAAUAUAAUAGGAUUAAUACUACAUUAAGUUGUAUAGAAGCAAGCAUGUUGGAAUAGCUCUUUUGUGUGUAUUUACUUUUUUUAUUUCUUAAUUUUCAAAGAAUUACUUAAGAUAUGGAUUUGGAGUAAAAUAGGUGCUUUUGGCAGUUUCUUCUAUCUAUCCUAACCUGACCAGUGCAUAUUGAGGUUAAGUAUCUGGUUAAACUUUAAGGUAAUCACUUAUUUCCUUUAUGUAUGAUUUUUACUAUGCCAGUUUUCAGUUGCUUUUAGUAGCUUCUAUUUUCCCUUUUUUCCCUCAAUGGCAUAAAAAUAAGUGAUUUCUGGGGAUGAGGCAGAAAUGUUCCCAAGUCUGACAAUAGAGCAUUUUACAAAUUCCUACAAAGAAAAUAUAGACAAAUAGAUAAAAUUUAUUUUUAUGGAGAAGAAGUAUGGCCGUAUUGUGGAUUGUCUUUUUUUACUCAGCAAGAUAGCAGGACUUACCCUUCUCUAUUAAGUAUCACUUGAAUUGCUAAGAAGAAAAAAGUCUGUACCAUCAUCUUUCAUGGUUGCAUUCAAAUGUGUAUUUUCAAAGAGAAAUACUUCUUAGUGUCCCCAUUCCAAAAUGUCAUGGGAUAAAUAUGAAAUAGUUUAUGAAGUAGCCUUUCUGGUUCAGAGUGACUGGACCAAAGUCUGAAUCUUAUCUGGGUAUCAGGAAAAAUAAUUUUUAUGGAAAUCCUCAGUGUCUAUUAACAACCCGUGUAAACCCUGUCUACACUAUGCCAAAACCAGUGGAAAGAUGGGUAGAGUCAUCUUAUCUCAGGAUGUCAAAUAUCUGGGUUUGACUGAUUCUCCUACCUUCCCACACAGUGUAUUCUUGUGAUGUGUUGGUUUUCUGUAGAUCCUGAGUUGGUGUUACAAUAGUCAUGUUUUUAUUUGAGGUUAAGAAAUAAGAGGUAUAAGAGCUAUAAUUUCCUUUUCCUGUUAUAUUAUGAUCUGGGUUUUCUUUUUUCCUUUAUGUUUUUCACAACUCUGAAUAUUUUCAGUUUAUUUAGCCACAAAAAUUAAAAUGAAAAUUUAUUUUUAUGAAUUAAAAUGAAAUUUAAUUUAUUUUUAUGAAUUAAAAUUGUGGCCAGUAUCCACUGUGUCCUUAGGCUGAGAAGUACUAAUUUUGAGUAGCCUGUAUGUGGAAUUCUAAAGUGAAGGUACUGUGGAUUCAUUUUUAGUAGUUUUAGCCCCUUAAGUGUGGCUAGGUUAGAAAACUUUCAGCAAGGUAAUAGAAGCACUUGAAUAGAAUCCAUGUAUCUUUUUCUGAAUUGGUGAAAAUUCAGCCAUUGAUCUGGUGACUCCUAGUCAAACCUCUUAUAACAUUACUGGCCGUGAUGCAUCCCUUUAUCUCAUGGAAAUGACUGAACUUUGUGGUAACUGCUGCCAGUACCUGGGCUUUAUUAACAGUAAUAGAGAACCUCAUUUAUACCAUACAGACACAGCAACUUAGGAAGACAGCAUUGAUAGCAUUUAGCUAGUCGUAAGCAAAUACAAAUAUGUAAAAUUGAAAAUCAUGAUUUAACAUAUGCAACUUUAAUAAUAGUAAUAGAUGAUAAUUUUCCUGUAUUGUUUCAAAUAAGUGACUGUUCAGCUGGGAUCCACUGGAUUAUAAUUCACAAUGUCACAUAAUAUUAUGCUUUUCAAUAUUGAUGAAUGAUGUAAACAAUAUAAAGUUGGCAGUUUGUAGUAGUUCAGUAUCCUAGAAAUACGUUGAACUUCGUAAGUAUCAGUUCAUUUUUAAGCAUACAGAAUUAAAGAUUCUGACUGAACUCAUAAACUCAGAGGAAACAAGCCCAUCUUUAUCACUAAUUACUUAGCUUGAAUACUUUUCUAUUUUUAAAUAAUCCUAAUUAUUGCCUUUUCAAUAUAGUCUACUGUAUUUAUUCAUAUGGGAUCAACAGGUAUUUAUCAAACAUCUACUGUGUGCCCAGCACUACCUAGUACUGUGGGGGAAGAUAAAGUUGCAGUUGUGGUCUCUGCCCUUGAAGGUAUCUUCUCCAGGAAAUUAGCAGUAUUAUUUUCACUUCUAAGCAAAUGUGAGCAAAAGAGGACCCCUGUUCAUUAAAAAACAUCCUGAGGGCUGGGCGCCGUGGCUCAUGUCUGUAAUCCCAACACUUUGGGAGGCCGAGGCAGGCGGAUCACAAGGUCAGGAGUUCAAGACCAGCCUGGCCAAUAUAGUGAAACCCCAUGUCUACUAAAAAUACAAAAAUUAGCUGGGCAUGGUGGCAGGUGCCUGUAAUCCCAGCUACUCGGGAGGCUGAGGCAGGAGAAUCACUUGAACCUGGGAGGCAGAGGUUGCAGUGAGCCGAGAUCGUGCCAUUGCACUCCAGCCUGGGCAACGGAGCGAGACUCUGUCUCAAAAAAAAAAAAAAAAAAAAAAAAUCCUAGCUUUUUUAGUUUCAACUGAGAUAUGCCACUGUAGAAGUGAAAGUAAUUUCACAUUUAAGAAAUGCUUCAACUUGGUAAUUAAUAUGGUCAUACAGGGACUUGGUAUAGCAUGCAAGGAAGCAGAAGACCUGGGCUUUUGUCCAAGUUCUGCCACUUAGUUAUCAGCUGUGUUGUAACCUUGAAUAAGUCACUUACUCUUUCUGACUCUUAGUUUCCUCAUUUGUAAAUUUGGAUUAAAGUGUUUAUUAUGAUAAUCAACUAAGAAAAACAAUCUAUUAACACUUCAUACAUACAGAGAACUUAUCAUUAAGUUAAAACUGGUAAUUAACGAAUGCACCUUUAUAUAUAUUUUUAAAUGAAAACUAAUACUAUUCAUGGUGUUUAUUUUAUAUCAAAUAUAUGCCUAGAGGCAUGCUACUUUAAAAAUCCGAGGAAUCUCCAACAAGGUGCUGGAUUAAAAUCAGAAUUCGUGCUUGAAGUGGAAGAAAAAUGAGGUUGUUUAUGGAUAAGAGAGUGACAAUGUGUAUCCUCAAGUACGUUAAGAUGAUUUAACUGAAAGAUGGCUUUAGGUUUUUCUUGAAGAAUUAGGAAAGUACCAUCCCCACAGAUUCUGCAUACUCUUCAGGUACUAUAUAAAGGUGAAGGAAGUCAUGGAAUUAAAAUGACUUAGAAACUCCCCAGGGAACUUGUCAGGCGAAUGAGGUGGUUAGAAGGGUGAGAAUGCACAAAGACAGCUGCUCUGGGUUGGGUAACAACAGCUUGCUUGGUAGAGAGAAGCUACUGUAGGAAAGGAGGCUCCACCAGACGUCUGCAACAGACAAGAUUCUUUCUGCCUUUUUCAAAAGAUGCUCUCUGCAGCAGUAAGACUAUAGGUAGAGUUGAUUGGAAUAAUCAUGUGACCCAGUAUGCUACUGCUAGGCGUAAUUAUCAAAAAUUCAUUUUUCUCAUUAAAUAUUAAUACAGAGAGAAGCUAGAGCUCAUCAGUCUUUUCCUGGUGUCCUAGACCUUCCUCUAAAGCAGUCUUGGGGAGCUUGAGCCUCAGAUCUUUAGCCUAGACAGAGUGUCGCUGGUAAAGAAAGGAGACACAGUUGAAACCCAGAGUGGGCAGUGAUUUGCGUGGGGAGACACAGUGGAUCUGGGGCCUCUGACACUUUGCUUCCUAAAACAGUCCCCGGUUUUUGGCUUGCCCUAUGGGAUGAUUUGCUGUGCUUCCUUGAAACCAGGUGGAAAGAAAGGGGAAGAAUUAAUUUUCUCAUUCUGUUGCUGUUGAACGUAAUGUAAUCUUAAUACUGUAGCCUUCCUAGAAGCCCUUCCCUCUUUUCCAUGCUAUAAAGUCAAAUAUUUGAUACCCUUAGCAUAAAUUUUAAAAAUUAAGGUCAUUAGGAAGCAAAUGUCUAUUUCCAAAGCAAUUAGCUUGUUGUGACUGACUGUGAUUUUAUUCUUCUAUAGUAUUUUUUCCCUCAUUUUAAUUGAGAGAAAAUAAUACUCUUUUGCAAUAUCCUUAGAUUCUCCCCCUCACCCUGGUGCCCCUUCUAGUGUCUUGAGACUUUGUCUUAACAAGUAUAACGUUACAUUUUGUUGUUAAAACCUUUUCGAAACUAUAUUCAGUGAUUCUUCCAAGUUUAUCUGCUCUGCACUAUUUCACUAAUAAAUCCUGGCUACCACGUAGCCCUUGACCUCCAAGUAGUUUACCUAUGCAAGACCUGUGACACUCUGAAUUCACUUCUCUUUCUUUCAGAAACUAGUCAUAAAUGGAGCUUAAUUAUAAAGGUAAAACUUGUCUCCAGCCAGUUUUAUUUUGACCAGUUCCUUUUCAAAAUGUCAGCUGUUUUCUCCAAGAUUUUUCACCAAAACAGUGAUCAUAAGUGCUCAAAAAUAUAAUACUUUGCAGGCAUAAAAUAACCCAGACAUACUCUUAUAUUUCUUUGAUGUAUUUUGGUUGGUAAAACUUACCAGCAUUAAAUGUAAAAUAUAAUGAGGAGUUAAUUCCUUACCUAGUAUCAUUUCUUCCUUCUAAGAUUCAUAAGUAACCAUUUAUUUUUACAAAACUAUGUAUAACUUCCACAUUAUAGUCAGGAACCUGAGGUGUAACUUGCUAAGUGAACCCCAAGGUUAUUUUAUCUUGCAAAAGAAACCUAAACCAAACUAAGGGCCUUACAGUUUACAGUUAGACUGAAUCAAAAGCUAUAACCUCAAUUUUUCCAAAAACAGCUUCUGACUGCAAAAGCAAGUCAUACAGUUGUUAGGUAUGAAAUAGCACUGAUCAGGAAAUGCAUCUUCACAGAUGGGAUUUCCUUCAGAAAAGACUUUUCUACUUUUAAUAGAAAUUAAGCCAUAACAGUUUCAUGCUGUGGAAAGAGGGUGAAAAGGUUCAUUUUAAGAGAUUAUAUAAUAUGAACUUUCACAUUUACUGUGAAAUGUCUAACUUUGCCAGUGCUUCAGCAAGGUUUUUUGGGGGGUGAUGGGGAGGGGUAGUAUUGGUUUUAGGGGUUUCAAAUCUGUGAAAUUUGGAGAGGGGACAGUUGUUGGCUCUGGUAUUUACUAGUUUUGUAGGAACGUUUUGCUAGCCUGACUGACUUUUCUUACUGAUUUUUAUGCCCACGGUCUGAGGGGACUGUUCUCCUUGUUUGGGGUGUCUGCGGAAUAGUGUCUCGUCUGUUUGUAUAGGCAGUCAGUGUGUGUGACGUGUGUCCUUUCAGUCCGGAAGCCCACUGUGUGACAAUGGCAUGGGGUGUGGCUGGGAGGUGGGGUGCUGAAGCUUGAAGAGCAUUUCUUUGCUGAUUCAUAACAGUAUUUCCCAUCUUUUGCCUGCAGGCAGGGAAAGUGUACAGUAUUUAUUUUGUUUCUGUUUUACUUUAAAUUUGUAAGUCUUUAAGUAGCUUACAUUGAUUAUUAUAGGGGAGGACAAGUGACUUGUUUAAAGUUGUAUUUAGUAUUCUUUCCAAUUUCUGUAUUUUAAAAUAUUGAAAUUAAAAUUGUAUUACUUCUGUUUUGAUUUUUUUAGCACUCAGUGUAUUUUUUGCUCAUUUUGUUUGAAAGUAUAAAUGUUGAAACUUGUAUAAAAUGCGUCCUUGAAAGAAAAAGAAUCGGAAUUCUAUAUC
Messenger RNA from Macaca mulatta (Rhesus monkey), 9583 nucleotides. It is a transcript of the gene KDM7A, whose product is annotated as lysine demethylase 7A. Lineage: Eukaryota; Metazoa; Chordata; Mammalia; Primates; Cercopithecidae. The record is from RefSeq and is a predicted model, not a curated record.